This is a messenger RNA of Brenthis ino (lesser marbled fritillary), 1149 nucleotides long. The record is from the annotation of a GenBank genome assembly. Lineage: Eukaryota; Metazoa; Arthropoda; Insecta; Lepidoptera; Nymphalidae.
AUGGCUGAUUCAGGCCACCCAAAAAUAGAAGAUAACCCAAAGAUUCUGUCAGGGCCAGUCUUGACAAACUCACCUAACGCAGUAUUAUCCAAGACAUUGUUGGGACGUUAUAAUGACCUGCCGCUACCAGCCGACCGUAUCCUGGCCACGUACGUGUGGAUCGACGGUACUGGCGAACACUUGAGGUGCAAGGAUCGCACAUUAAACUUCAUUCCAAAAGCACCUAAAGAUUUGCCCAUAUGGAACUUCGAUGGCAGUUCGACCGGGCAAGCCGAGGGACAUAACUCGGACACCUUCCUCGUGCCACGCGCUAUAUACAAAGAUCCGUUCCGUCGUGGAAACCACAUACUUGUCAUGUGCGACACAUACAAGUAUAAUAUGGAGCCUACAGAGAGCAAUCAUCGUGUCAAAUGUCAAGAAGCAUACGACAAAUGCAAAGAUGAAGAGCCUUGGUUCGGUAUUGAGCAGGAAUAUAUUCUUCUGGACUCAGACCUGAGACCCUUCGGUUGGCCCCCAGGCGGCUUCCCCCCACCACAGGGCCCCUACUACUGCGGAGUGGGCGCUAACAAAGUCUUCGCCAGAGAUCUGGUUGAGGCACAUUACAGAUGCUGUCUGUUCGCUGGUGUUCCAAUCUGUGGCACCAACGCGGAGGUGAUGCCCUCCCAAUGGGAGUUCCAAGUGGGGCCCGCGGUCGGCGUGAGUGCCGCCGACGACCUCUGGAUGGCUCGCUACAUCCUACAUAGACUGGCCGAGGAGUAUGGAGUCAUUGUUACCUUUGACCCCAAACCCAUACAAGAUUGGAACGGCUCUGGCGCCCAUACUAACUUCUCAACCAAGAAAAUGCGGGAAGAAAAUGGUAUUAUUGAGAUCGAAAAGGCGAUCGACAAGUUGUCGAAGGUGCACAUGAAGCACAUCAAGGUGUACGACCCGCGCGGCGGCAAGGACAACGAGCGACGGCUCACCGGCCUGCACGAGACUGCCAGUAUUAACGACUUUAGCGCUGGCGUCGCAAGCCGUGCAAGCAGCAUCAGAAUACCGCGCGCGGUCGCCGAAGAGAAGAAGGGCUACCUAGAGGACCGUCGGCCGGCGUCCAACUGCGACCCGUACGCCGUCAUCGACGCUCUCAUGCGCACUUGCGUCCUCAACGAA